AUGUCCGAGAACAUACAAGCAGCUAACUGUGAAGGUCACUGGGAAGAAAAAGAAUUUCUCCUUGAAAGAUCAAGUGUUGACGACAAUACUCCACUUGGCUUUGCGAUUGCCGGUGGCAAUGAUUUACCAAUUGUUAAGAACUUCAUAUAUAUUAUUGUAGUUCGUAUCAUUAAAAAUGGAUUAGCGGAUAUUGAUAAACAGUUGAAACUGUACGAUAUAAUCUUACGCGUAAAUGAAACUGAUUAUUCAAAUAUUAAACAUCGAACAGCUAUUGAGACAUUGAAAAUGUCGGGAAAGCAAGUUUCAUUACGAAUUCGUCGCCUUAAAUCUCAAUUUAUGCAAACUAUCGAGUUAGAACAUCAAAAUGGAAAACUAGGGAUCGCAAUAGAAGGUGGUAUUGGAAAUGAAUAUUUCAAAGGAGAUCAUGGUGUGUUUGUUACUCAUAUCUACAAUCAAAUUAGCAAAGAGUUGAAUAUUGGUGAUCGAUUAAUAGAAAUCUCAUCCAAAAAAAACACGUACGAUCUACGAUUUGUCACACAUAAUGAAGCUCGACAACGAAUUGGGUUAGCAUGUUCAGAUAGUCAGAAAGUGAAUUUAACUGUUAGUAAUCGUGCGCGAGCGUCGACAAGGCUCACUAGAAAAUCAAACAUUCUGCAUCCGGGUCAGAAUAAUCUUCGCGGUACGAAAGACGAAAUAGGCAGAAAAGAUAACCCAGUGAUUUCAGGUCAAGUUCAAUAUGAUGAACGUAAUUAUCGAAACCAAGGAACCUCCCUUUCAAGCAAUGAAAGUAACUAUAAAAUGAUUUCUGAUAGCAAAAUAGUACCGCUGCGCAAGGAUAUAAAUGAACAAAUACGAAUUCAGUCAUUUGAUUUCGAAGAUUAUCAGCGAUAUGAAAGUUACAAUAAAUCACAUGCGAUUGGCUAUCCCACGGAAAGGGCAGUAUUGUCGCCUACUCCUCUUACGGCCGAUUUGCAAAUUCAUCUUGCAGUAGCUCAAAAGACCGGUGUAUUACAGUUUGAUCAAAAAAAUCUAAAAGAAAUUCCACCUGAAAUCUGUUUGAUGUCUGGCUUGCGUACUCUGUCUUUAAAUAGUAACGACAUCCGGCUGCUUCCGGAUAAUUUAAGAAACUUGAUCAGUUUGAAGAAUCUAUUUCUAAAAUAUAAUCAUAUUGAAUCUCUAUCUUCAAUUAUUUUUAAUCAUCAUUUAUCCAAAUUAGAGAUUCUUCAAUUAGAUGGCAAUCUCCUAUAUUCUCUACCUAGUUCAUUUUCUUAUUUGGCUACACUGAAACAACUAAAUCUUUCGAAAAAUAGAUUUUCUACAAUUCCUCAAGCAAUCUUAUAUUUACCGAAUUUACAACUGCUCGAUCUGUCCGGUAACCGUAUCAGAGAAAUUAGGGAUGAAAUCGAAAGUCUCGAAGUAGAUGAGCUAAAUUUAAAUAACAAUCAAAUUUCUCAAAUUUCAACAAAUAUAUCAAAAUGUAAACGACUGAAAAUUUGCCGAUUAGACAAUAACGAACUUAAGUUAAAAUCGAUUCCUACUUCGUUAUUAAAAAACUCUACUGUAUUUCAACUGAAUAUUAACGGUAAUUUGUUUGAACAAAAACAACUUCAACUACUCGAAGGUUAUGAUGAUUAUGAAAGACGAUAUACAGCAAAUCAACACAAAAGAGAUGCAACUGCGAUACUUGCAUCCAUGAAAUGA
Adineta ricciae is the source of this 1701-nucleotide messenger RNA. The record is from the annotation of a GenBank genome assembly. Lineage: Eukaryota; Metazoa; Rotifera; Eurotatoria; Adinetida; Adinetidae.